UUCACUUCCUUCUUUGAGGGUCAGUUAUCGCUGGAAGUUAUUGGAAUCACGUUACCAACAAAUGUCUGACUCAAUCAUCGAAACAAGUAUUUGUUUUCUAACAGAAAUUUGGACCAAUGAAGGGGAUUCAUCUUUACUUUGUAUAAGACUGAAGCAGCAGAAUCAAGAUGGCCGACAGCCCUACAGUCAGUCCCAGACAUACAUGAAGCAACACUGUCGAGGGACGCCCUCAGGCGUCGCCCUGUGUUCAGACGAUGACUGGGUUUCUAAAUGCCCCUCUGGCUGCAGACUCCAGGGUCUGAUCUUGCAACUAGAGAGCAAGGUGGAGAGGAGACUGAGGAUGGUGUGUAAGACAGCAAAGAUGUAUGAAGACAUGUCUGAGAAGUCCAUGACGGUGACGACACGCAUCUACAACUACAACCGGAGAGUCAUCGUCAACAGAUACAUGUCAGAGCUGAAGUUUGUGGAAAACGCCGAAGGAUUGACGAGGAACCUUACGUUGCUACGGAAACGGUCAUCCAAGCUGUCGCUACAACUGGUGGAGCUCCGCGGCAACGUCCAGAAACAACUGGAGGACUUGUAUCGAGCAGAGGUGGACAUUGACAUGAAGCUGCGAGCCUGCUCUGGGUCCUGCCGGUCGCUGUCACCGUUCAGCGUCGAUCAUCUCGGCUAUCAGUCGCUUCAAGCUGACAUGGAGCAGAUGGACAAGCAGACAAAGAAGUCCGCUACGCCUCCUGAAGACGUCCCACACGUCAAGCUGCAGCCUGUUGACGUCGGCCCGGAGCCGUCGGCAGAGUAUAAGACCAUCCCAACCGUCCAGAGGGAACUGUUGACCCAGUUUGAGGACAUCGGACAGAACCAGGUUGUUCUGGAGGAGCUGCUGGAGGCGGUUGAUCCUGCAGAGCUGGAGUGAAAGGGCUCCACGGAGGCAGGUUUGAUAGAUCACAGUGGAAGUGAAGAGUGGGUGUUUCUGUUUCUUUUCAGCAGCGCUUUGUAACUCAGUUUGGAGAGGGCCUUUUCCAAUAAACACAAUCACUGUUUUUAUUUCUGCUUAUUUAUAACACUGCGCUCUCUUGUGCACGUUAAAAAUACGUUUGUCCAGACAUGCAUGAAGACGGAAGACGGCUUAACAGUUGUGUAACGAGUUAAAAAUCUUUUAUAUAAACUUAUGAAUAUGGGCACGGGUAAAAAUAAAGUUAAAUCAGGCGGCAGCCGGUAAGAACAAAAUUUAAAUUUAUUUUCAUGGAGAAAUCGGGUUGUGCGGUAUUUUUAACAUCUAAAUCUAGGACUGCAAUAAAAAAAAAAUAUAUAUUUCCGAUUAAUCAGUUGAGUGUUAUUUUCUUGAUUAAGCGAUUAGUUGUUUGGUCUAUAGAUGUAACAAAAUGUUUCCAGUGUUUCCCAAACUCCAAAUAUUUUCACUUUACUGUCACAGAGCAGGAAAGAAAGCAGAAAAUAAUCACAUCUAAUAAGUUGGAAUCAGAGAAUUUUGACUUUUAAUUACUCAGACCCGCUAAUUGAUUAUUAAGUCAGUUGGCAGUUAAUUUAAUAGCUAACAAAUAUGUAAUUAAUCACUUUAAUCAGCUAAUAUUAUCAAGCCUCAUCAGAUGGUAGAUUUUGUGAAAGCCUAAAAACUUUCACCCCUAAAUUCACAUUCAGCCAGAUAACGGGGCAUCACUGGUAUGUACAGCCCCACAGCAGCAGCAGCCAGUCGUGCAUUGGACUUUUCCCCCACUUGCCCCCUGCGUGUACACACCAGCUCCCACAGUGGCUCUGUGUCUCUGCUCCUAUAGCAGCUCGACUCCUCUCCUCACCAUGGAUGCAUAAAGAGAACUGACACGACGCGUCGCAGCGCUGGUUUGUUUUCAGCUUUACCCUCACCCAAAAGGCCCUGACACACCAAGCCGACAGUCAGCCGUCGAUCAAAGUCGGGCCGUCGGUGAGCGUCUGUCAGCCUAGUUUUUGCGGUGUGUCCCGCACCGUCGGCACUUCGGCGGCAGCGGCUUUUUGGCUGAUUGAGCAUGUUGAAUCGGCGGCAGAGUUUGUCGGUGAGAGAGAUCACUCUGAUUGGCUGUUCAGGUUUUAUUUCCUCGCCCCUGUAGCGAGUGAAUCUGCCUGUAGUGAAACCGGGGCUAACCGGUGCUUCCUCCUCAGGCUCCACUUCACUCAGCUGCCCCACAGACCCGCUGCUUCUUCCCACUUUAACCUGAAUAACAAACCGGAGCUAGCUGGGAGCGGCUAGCGGAGUGUUAGCCGCAGCAUGACCGGAGGGAAGCACAGCCAGUUAGCCUCCGCUAGUCUCUGAGCUAGCCCCGGCUCUCCGUUUGGAUCCAACCGGAGCACCGAGCCCUGGUUUGUUAUUCAGGUUAAAGUGGGAAGAAGCAGCGGGUUUAUCGGGCAGCUGAGUGAAGUGGAGCCUGCGGAGGAAACACCGGGACCGUCUGGAUGUAAUAGUCCGUGGAGGUGCUGCGGUGCUCGGCUGCACAGAUAGGAAACCCCUCGGCUGACAGGAUGUACCACUCUCUCACUCCGCUCUCUCUCACGCAGGCGCAGAACGUACGUGCUACUUGGCCGUCGGAUGUAGUCCGUGUAGUGUGUUCAAAUGCAACUGACACAGGGCGACGUGAGGCGACGUAGACGACACAACAGUUGGCUUUCGUCGCCGCUAGUUCUUUGAUGUCGGUUUGGUGUGUCCGCACCUUUACCAAUCUCAUUCCUCUUGCCUAAACCUGACCAGUAAAACCAACAAAGGCAGUAAAUGCUAACCAGUCAGAGGGAGGGUAGGGCAGGUCAUGACUUCGCCAUACUGGAUAAAACAGACGAACGUGGUGUCCAGAUUUGACUUGGAGAUAAUUGCGGGUCACUUCUGGUGCUGAGGCUACGUUGAUGAAUCUGAAGUAACCCUUUAUAACACAGUAACACAAACACACUAACUGAUGGAGGCAGCAGUCGACCAGCAGCUCCUGUGUGCAGCUGUCUUAAAUCACUGGUUUUCUAAAUGGAGUCUGGUGUCUUUGAUGAGAGCAUAGAUGGGGAACUGGAGCUGUGAUGGCUGCCCUGUGGGGACAGGCUGUGUGGUGGAAAGGUGACGCUGUUAGAAUAUUCUUGAGGUAAUGUACACUUCAACUGAUAUUGAUUUUUUUUAGGUGGCUAAAAUAUAUUUUGUUGUUGUUCGUCUCCUCAGCUGUAAGUUGCUUCGCUUACAUGUCAGACUCCAGGCAGCUGCUCCAAACUUGAGUGUUACUGACCGCCAUCUACUGUUUUAGUGAUGGGAUUUCUCGUUCACUUUGAAGAGCCGGUUCAAAGAUGCGGUUCGUUAUUUUUUUUUUUUUUUUUUUUUUCUCUGUCUUUGUGUGUGUGUGUGCUGACAGUCACAUCACUAUACUGUAUGGCUGUCAGCAUGUAUUUAGCACAGAAUGUUCUGGUUCUGCAAGUUGGCGAAGCUCUCAUCACCUCUGUUCACAAACUGGACACAUUUAAUAUCAAUGCAUGGAGAACACACUCCUCUUUGUUCCUCUGUCACAUUAUUUACGUCUCUGUCUCCACAGUUAGACACAGACACAGUUCCUGUCAGUACUCUGUACAGUCAUUUCUGUAAAUAUGUAACUCAUCCUGUGGUUCGUAUGUUCACACAUCAGAUAAUAAAAGACACUGGUGCACCAUUCUGUUUCCUCUGCUCACUCUUAUUAUACUUGUGUUGAGUUCUUGUCCUGAAACCAAAUGUGCAUCUUUGCAUUUUCCCCCAUGAUGUGUUUUAUUUUGACAAGCCAGAGCAGGAGGGAUUCAGUUUCCUGUCCAGCUGGGAUGUAAAGGAAUGAUGGUGGUGAGUACAUUUAGUGAGCGUGCAGUGAAAUAAGAACCAGAGCAGGCAGAGAUUAUGUUGCUCAAUGUGUUUAUUGAGUAGCGGAGGACAGUUGACAGCAACUCGUCCCAGUGCACACUGAAGACGUCACACAUAACGAGAGAGGACAGCUCACAGCACAUUCACUCACAACAACAACCAUGUUUCUCUUCAUCUUCUUAUCUGACAUGUUAUUAUUUCACUUUGUUUCUAAGCUUAAUGCUGCAUGUUCAUUUAUUACUGGUCGUUUUCAGC
Molecule: messenger RNA, 4093 nt
Organism: Epinephelus fuscoguttatus (brown-marbled grouper)
Lineage: Eukaryota; Metazoa; Chordata; Actinopteri; Perciformes; Serranidae
Product: fibrinogen alpha chain-like
Exons: 5
Coding region: 62-913 (283 amino acids)
Biological process (GO): protein polymerization; blood coagulation; platelet activation
Cellular component (GO): fibrinogen complex
Molecular function (GO): signaling receptor binding
Source: RefSeq, a predicted model, not a curated record